CCAAUAUGCCCUUUAUUUUUCUGCCGAGGCCGAGAGAGAUUCUAGCCUGAGCCGGAAGGAUCGAAGUUUCGAAGUUGUAACAGCCUAACAGGUCAAGCUCAAGCCCAAGAGCUGGCAAGCUAGUGAUUGCUAAAGCUUGCUCUCACACUCUUAGAAUCAAGGAUGCAACAGGGUGGAGGAUCAGAUACGGAAGUUACAUGGGAGGAUCAACAAAAUAUCAACAAAUUUGGAAGAUUAAACAACAGGUUUCACGAGCUUGAGGACGAGAUCAAGAUUGCUAAGGAAAUGAAUGAGAAUCUAGAAGAUGCAAGCAACGAGUUAAUCCUAACAGAUGAUGAGGUGGUAAGGUUCCAGAUAGGGGAGGUUUUUGCUCAUAUGCCAAGGGAAGAAGUAGAGAGCAGGAUAGAACAGAUGAAAGAGGUGACUAGUAAGAACUUGGAGAAGUUGGAAGAAGAGAAGGAUUCAGUUCUUGCACAGAUGGCUGAGCUAAAGAGGAUUUUGUAUGGAAAGUUCAAGGAUUCUAUCAAUUUGGAGGAGGAUUGAUUUUUUUAUGAUUUACCAAUUUCCUGUCGUGAGGGAUAAUGUGAACUCCAGAAUGACUGUUAUCAUAGUCAAUGUUUUCCCAGAAUUUCUUUUAACUGUUGGUUUUAUAAGCUAUUGACCAA
Messenger RNA from Nelumbo nucifera (sacred lotus), 665 nucleotides. Its product is annotated as putative prefoldin subunit 4. Gene Ontology annotation, cellular component: prefoldin complex; cytoplasm. Gene Ontology annotation, biological process: protein folding. NCBI's taxonomy places the organism in Eukaryota, Viridiplantae, Streptophyta, Magnoliopsida, Proteales, Nelumbonaceae. The record is from RefSeq and is a predicted model, not a curated record.